This is a messenger RNA of Homo sapiens (human), 680 nucleotides long. Its product is annotated as putative ankyrin repeat domain-containing protein 20A2. Lineage: Eukaryota; Metazoa; Chordata; Mammalia; Primates; Hominidae. The transcript is spliced from 8 exons. The record is from RefSeq and is a predicted model, not a curated record. The coding region runs from base 88 to 657 and encodes 189 amino acids.
CACCGCUAAGGCAGAGCAGCGUUCUCAGCACAGACCUUUGGGGCACUGCCUCGCUUUGGGACAACUCGGGACCGCAUAGACGGGAUCAUGGCACAAGUUGCAGUUUCCACCCUGCCCAUGGAAGAUGAGGAGUCCAUGGAAGAUGAGGAGUCUGUUGAAGAUUAUUCCGUGGAGAGCAGGAUGGUGGUGACAUUUCUCAUAUCAGCUCUCGAGUCCACGCAGUGUGUCCCCCAGAAAGUGUCAGAGCCUUUACGUGGACCUUCUCAUGAAAACGGAAACAGAAUAGUCAAUGGAAAAGGAGAAGGGCCUCCUGCAAAACAUCCUUCCUUGAAGCCUAGCACUGAAGUGGAAGAUCCUGCUGUGAAAGGAGCAGUACAAAGAAAGAAAGUACAGACAUUGAGAGCAGAACAAACCUUACCAGUGGCUUUAGAGGAAGAGCAAGAAAGGUGUGAAAGAAGUGAAAAGAAGCAAUCACAGGUCAAAGAAGGAAAUAAUACAAACAAAAGUGAAAAAAUACAACUAUCAGAAAAUGUAUGUCAUAGUACAUCUGCUGCUGCUGCUGACAGAUUAACCCAACAAAGAAAUAUUGGGAAAACCUAUCCUCAGCCUUUUACCAAGAAGCUGAAGGAAGAGCAUCAUAGAUGCAUCUUAAGAUAAGAAAAUAAAGAAAAAACAAAUGU